AAAUAAAUAAAAGUAAAAAAAAAAAUUACUGAAAGCAUUCCAAAAAAUAAAGAUUAUCUCGUUUUAGAGAAACUCCUUUCAAGCCCGAUUACGAAUUGUUUAGAAAAUAAUAACGCGUAUGGUUGUGAAGUUAAAUCAAGUGUUUUAACAGACACAAAAUAUUUAUCCAAAUUUAACUCAAUUGGAUGCGAAAACAAAAAAAAAAACAAGUACAAUUUUCGUUACGAAGAACAUCUUAACAGACUUUUGUUUUCAUUUCUUUCUUUUUUUUUUUUUUUUUUUUUUUCCUUUUUUUUUUCUUUAAAAUAUAAUUUAAACAUUUAUACGCUUUUUGUUUUAAAAAAAACUGCAACGAAAUGUUUGAUGUAUUCGGCUCCGUUAAGGGGCUAUUAAAAAUCGAUCAAGUCUGCAUCGAUAACAAUGUAUUCCGAAUGCACUAUAAAGCAACGGUAAUCAUAUUGAUUGCCUUCUCGCUGCUAGUGACAUCGAGACAAUAUAUUGGUGAUCCUAUUGAUUGCAUAGUGGACGAGAUACCGUUAGGUGUUAUGGAUACCUAUUGUUGGAUUUAUUCUACGUUUACAGUGCCUGAACGUUUGACUGGCAUUACCGGUCGCGACGUUGUACAGCCGGGUGUCGGUUCGCAUGUCGAGGGCGAAGACGAAGUCAAAUAUCAUAAAUAUUAUCAGUGGGUAUGCUUUGUAUUAUUCUUUCAAGCUAUACUCUUUUACGUGCCUCGCUAUUUAUGGAAAUCAUGGGAGGGAGGCCGUCUAAAGAUGUUAGUCAUGGAUUUAAAUAGUCCAAUUGUGAACGAUGACUGUAAAAAGGAUCGUAAACGUAUACUGGUGCAAUAUUUUACCGAAAAUCUAAAUCGUCACAACUUUUACGCGUUUCGUUUCUUCCUAUGCGAGGCUUUGAAUUUCAUAAAUGUAAUCGGUCAAAUUUAUUUUGUGGACUUUUUUCUGGAUGGCGAAUUCUCUACGUAUGGCAGCGAUGUCCUAAAAUUUACCGAAAUGGAACCAGACGAACGUAUCGAUCCUAUGGCGCGUGUAUUUCCGAAAGUAACUAAAUGCACCUUCCACAAAUACGGUCCAUCCGGUUCCGUGCAAAAGUUCGAUGGACUUUGUGUACUACCGUUAAAUAUUGUUAAUGAGAAAAUUUACGUAUUUUUAUGGUUCUGGUUCAUUAUACUCAGCAUUUUAUCUGGAAUUUCAUUGGUUUAUCGCAUCGCAGUUGUUAUGGGUCCAAAAUUGCGUCAUCUGAUGUUGCGUGCCCGGUCACGUUUAGCCGAAGUCGACGAUGUCGAUGCAGUUUCAAAGCGUUGCAAUAUCGGCGAUUGGUUUUUACUUUAUCAGUUAGGCAAAAAUAUUGAUCCCUUGAUUUAUAAAGAAAUUAUGUCAGAGCUCGCUGUCGAGCUGAGUGGGGUAAAUGUUACUCAAAAGCAACGCAUGGAGGCUUAGAUAGUAUUAUUUUCUCUAUUGACUAUCUAACUAACCCUGUUACUAUUACUAUUAAUUAAUAUACACUUUUAUAAAAAUAAAAACAAAAAAACAAAAAAAAAAUAAAAAAAUAAUUACAAAAAUUACAAAAAUUUCAUAAACAAUAGUAGACUACUUGACGGCGGAGCGAAACUCCAAAACUCAUUAAGCAUGCGUCUAUACGAUGUAAACGUUUCAUUCGUUUACCACAAUCGCUGUAAAUGUUUAUGACAUUAGUUUAGUAUUGAAUGCUUAGAUUUAUAAAAUUUUUUAGAUACAAUCGAAAAAACAAAAAAAAAAACAAUUUUUUCUUUUAAUAAGUUAUAAUAAUUUAUAAAAUAUUUAAGAAACUAAAUAUUAGUUUAGGAGUAAUUUCGAAAAGUUCACUCAAUUACUCUGAGUAAGAUACAAAAUAAAAAUGUAACUCCAAGCAACUGCCGUUAUUACGCAAACACAGAUACUUUAUUUACGGAGCAUAAAACCAAGAGAGCUUGGCUUCUAAGAGUAAAACAAUAAAGUAGAGAAGAGAGAAAGAAGAGAUUGUUGCGCUUAGAGUUUAGUUUAGUUGAGAGAAAACCAAAAUCAAUAUGGCUGCGCAUGCUUUUUCAUAACUUACAUCUUAUUAACCGUCAAUAACGUUACAACAUAAUACUUAAGAGAAGAAAAUGAAAGAAAGAAAGAAAGAAAGAAAGAUCGGUUUUAAAAACAAAUUCUUUCAGCAUUUAAUGAAAGCCAAUAAUCUUUCUUUUUUUUCUUUCUUUUUUUUUUAUUCUUUCCGUAAAGUUGCUUCCAGUCGAAAUAUCUCCUAGAUCUUAUGGUUAAAGAAAAAACCGGUUUGCGAACAAGUUUUAGGAUGAGCUGAAUUGAAUUAUGGAAUAAAUUUGAAAGAAGUUCAGGGCUUUUUUCGACUAUUAAUGUCAAUUUAUAUAGUUUUUGUAAUUUUUUUUUUUUCCUUGUUUUUCUUAAGCUUCGUUGUUUGUGUCAUUAAUACGCAAAUGCUUGAUAUAUAGGAUAAUUUCAAGCGAAUUGAAUUCUUAGAAGCAACAACCAAUUGAUUGAAUUUUUCGAAAUUAUUCGAACUAAGGCAAAAAAAAGCAGUACAAUUCUUUUUUUUUUUUUCUCUCUCUUUUUUUUUUUUUUUUUUUUACAUUUUCGACAACGAAAUAAAAGACAAUACUUACAACAGACUUUUACCAGUAACCGUUUUACUAAAACAUUCCGAAGUAAACUUUAUAUACAUAUAAACACUUAUACAUGCAAAUAAAUAUAUAUGUAAAUAUAUAUUAUAUAUUUAUGUAUGUAUAUGCACUACAAAAACACAUUAAUUGCCUGCCAUAAAACUUCAUAUCACUUAACGAUAAUUUAUUAUAGAAUGACUGUGUUUAAGAAAUGAUUUAGGUUUCAAAAAAAAAAAAAAAAAAAAAAAA
Molecule: messenger RNA, 2902 nt
Organism: Glossina fuscipes
Lineage: Eukaryota; Metazoa; Arthropoda; Insecta; Diptera; Glossinidae
Product: innexin inx2
Exons: 1
Coding region: 357-1457 (366 amino acids)
Biological process (GO): phototransduction
Cellular component (GO): gap junction; plasma membrane
Molecular function (GO): gap junction channel activity
Source: RefSeq, a predicted model, not a curated record